Drosophila innubila is the source of this 955-nucleotide messenger RNA. RefSeq lists its product as uncharacterized. The transcript has 2 exons. The record is from RefSeq and is a predicted model, not a curated record. Lineage: Eukaryota; Metazoa; Arthropoda; Insecta; Diptera; Drosophilidae. Bases 207 to 887 code for a protein of 226 amino acids.
UGUUGAAUGCAAAUGUUAUCGGUCUGUGUCUGUGACAGAUAUUCGUGACAGUGUGACUGAAGUCACAAUGUGAUUAAACCAAAUGAUUGACGUCAAUGUGAACACAACUUGUCAUUGCCACAAAGCGUCACAUGGUUCGCAAGAAGAAUAAAUACAAAGGACUGCCGCGCAUAAUCAAAAUAAUGAAUUAAAACCAACUUUCAAGAAUGGAUAGGUCAACCAAAAACCGUGCUCGCCGCGUCACCAUUCAGUGGCAUCCCGAAGCCAUCCACCAGCUGAUUGAGGCUGUCGAGGAGUCGGAAUGUCUCUGGAAUGUGGCGGACACAGACUAUAAAAAUCGCUACGCAAAGGAGGCGAGCUGGAACAGUAUAUCGGAGCAGCUAGGCGUCAGCAAUAGAGACGUGGUGGUCAAAUGGAAUAGCUUGCGUAACACAUAUCGAACUGCAUUAAAGACAAGUUUGACGAGAAGCCAGAGUGGCUCUGCAAAGAAGCCAACCUUUCCUUACUAUGAGUUAAUGUCAUUUCUCGAGCCCAUUAUGACAAUAGAAGACAAAGGAACACUUGUUCCAAAGAUUCAAAAUGACUCGUCGGAUUCGGACUCACGUGAUCCAAGCACAUAUCGCACGAUCCAAUCGAAGGAUCCAAUCCAAGAGGAGACUCUUUUCGAGACCUCCAGCUACUCAAGUAGAUUUGCUGAGGAAUCUGCUGAUAUUUUCAAUACUGCCAACAAUAUGUUGUCCACUAACAAAAACAAGCGUAAAUACCAACCAGAUGUGGACGCAUUUGGGGAGCUAAUUAAAGCUGAAAUGGAGCUGGUUGAAGAUCCCAAAAAGCGGCGGGCCAUACGUUUGAAAAUACUCCAAACAAUUGCCGAAGCAGAUAAUUAGUGGAAUUAUGUUUAGAGUAUAUGUAAAAGAAAAACAUUUAAUAUAAAGAACUUAUUUAUUUGUACAUA